GUGGGUCCUACCUUUGGAGUGCGUCACGUGGUUCUGCUCUUACAAAUAACUCGCAGUAAAGUAGAGAACAAAUCAGAGAACAGUUAUAUUAGGCAUUAUCUGGCCCAGCAGCUAUCUGCAGAUACAGACAAGACGCAACGCGGAGCGGACAACUACAUUUUUGCGAGUAGCCUAAUACAGAAUUUUAGACGUUUGAAUUCUUACAGAUUGAAUUUAUUGGAAUAAAACCAAGAAGAGAGAAGAGAGGAGGACCAUCAACGGCGAUAUUCACCCGAUUGACUUGGAAAAGAAGAUCCAGACUUAUCACUAACCAUCCUUAUCUGGUGAGAUAAUACAACGAGAGCUCUUGGAUGAAAAUGUGAGUGUAUUCCCUUUUGGCGGCCGCUGAUCAAAAAAACAUUUGGAUUGGAGAUUGGACCUUACCGAGAUUUUUACUUCAAAACCUUGGCUUUUUUCAUUAUUGGGUAAUUUAUUAUUUCACUUUUUAAUCUAAAAGGAUAGCUUAGUCACUGGAUACAAUAUGUAUUCGAGUUUGGCUUUAUCUUCCAACCCGUCCCCUUACGCACACGACUCCGGGAACUACAUUCAUCCGUCCGCCAGCUCACCUGUUUAUGUGCCCACUACCCGUGUACCUGCCAUGCUCCAGACCUUACCCUACCUACAGACGUGUGAGUCCAGCCAUCAAUCCCACGGCCUCGGCAAUCACCAUGCCUGGCCACAGACUGGCACGGAAAACGCCACUUUUAACCCGGGCAGCCCUCAUCCUCCUCCGGGUUUCUCCUAUUCACACAGCCCACCGGUAAGCAGCAGCACCGGUAGAGAUGGAACUUACCAGAACACGCUGAUGCUCAGUAAUGGCGGUCGGGCAGAUCAGUAUGGAAGUGCCCUGGUGCGAUCGGUUGGUGGCUCUUACUCCAGCCCAUACGCGGCCUACAUGAGCCCAGAGAUGGCAACCUCGUGGACGCCAGGGCCCUUUGAUGGCGGCAUGAUCGGUCUUCAGGGACGCCAAGGAGCUCUACCUGGAAGAAGGUCCAGUUUAGACAUGCUGGAUGACCUGUCGUGUGAAGGUCGAGAGUGUGUUAACUGCGGCUCUAUAUCGACCCCGCUGUGGAGGAGAGACGGCACGGGCCAUUACCUGUGCAAUGCGUGCGGCCUUUAUCACAAGAUGAACGGAAUCAAUCGACCUCUCAUCAAACCCCAAAAACGUUUGCAAAGCACAUCUCGGCGAGCGGGUCUGUGUUGCACUAACUGUCACACCAGUACCACCACACUUUGGAGGAGAAACGCAGAGGGCGAGCCCGUCUGCAACGCAUGCGGCCUGUACAUGAAGCUGCACGGGGUACCAAGGCCAUUAGCAAUGAAAAAAGAAAGCAUUCAGACCAGGAAACGUAAACCAAAGAUGCCCAAAACCAAACCAUCCUCAGGGUCAACAGUGUCCGGUUCUACGUCUCCCUCUUCACUGCCCGUGUCAGAGAACGCCUCUACAAUAAAACGUGAACCUAACAUCGCAGCUUCUCCGUAUGCUGGUCAAACUGUUGUCUCAGUCACACAGGCAUCGACACAGCUGGACAGCGCGAGCGCAGGGCAUGUGGACAUCAAAUACGAGGACUACACUUACACACCUACAUCAAUCGCUCCACAGAACUCCUGGUGUGCUCUGUCUCAAGCGUGAUGUCAUCGGAGACCAGCUUCCCUCCCGGAACCUCCCUAGUGCAUUCUGGGAAAAAAAGACUUUUGACAAGAUCUACCUAAUAGAGCUCAAUUAAAAACAUAUAGACAGACGGAGCUUGGGAAUCCAAGAGAUUGACUGUCAUUCAAGGCACAUCACAGCCAGUUCGUGUUGUUUUGUCAAAAACACGGCAGAGACUCAUCAAGCAGAUCUCGAGUUCCAUAAGCGACGUUUGGAAGGACAAAAACAUGGCUUUUAUGGCUUUUGAACAUGUUUCUUGGCUUAGAUGUUAAUGAUUAACUUUUAAGAUACAUUAUUUAUGUUAAGAUAAGAAUGGCAGAGGCACAAACGUGUCUCCCAUAAUCCUUCUUAUCCUUCGGGGAGUUUGUGUCUUUAUGGUCAUUAUGACUUUAAAUCACAUACUUUCCCUGGAUGAGCUUUUAUAAGUUGCCUUGUUGUCUUUGCUGAUUCCAGACAAUGUAAAUGCUGUAUUGUAUUCAUGCAAUGAUCUGAAGUGCAAUGACCCUCAGCAAUGUACAAGGGAAACUUUUAUUUUAAUUGUUCAAAAUUUUGUGUUUUGUUUUGUCAGAAUAUGUUAACCUAAAUUUAUUUGCUGUAUUUUGUUGAUAUAUAUUGGAAUUAUAUCGUUGUUUUAUUGCAUCAAAUUGCAAAAAAAUG
This is a messenger RNA of Misgurnus anguillicaudatus (oriental weatherfish), 2347 nucleotides long. RefSeq names its product GATA binding protein 5 (gene gata5). NCBI's taxonomy places the organism in Eukaryota, Metazoa, Chordata, Actinopteri, Cypriniformes, Cobitidae. Gene Ontology annotation, biological process: cell fate commitment; negative regulation of transcription by RNA polymerase II; cardiac muscle tissue development. Gene Ontology annotation, molecular function: zinc ion binding; RNA polymerase II cis-regulatory region sequence-specific DNA binding; DNA-binding transcription factor activity, RNA polymerase II-specific. Gene Ontology annotation, cellular component: nucleus. The record is from RefSeq and is a predicted model, not a curated record.